This is a messenger RNA of Drosophila santomea, 2327 nucleotides long. It is a transcript of the gene fs(1)Ya, whose product is annotated as mitosis initiation protein fs(1)Ya. The record is from RefSeq and is a predicted model, not a curated record. The transcript is spliced from 2 exons. Lineage: Eukaryota; Metazoa; Arthropoda; Insecta; Diptera; Drosophilidae. The coding region runs from base 95 to 2236 and encodes 713 amino acids.
AAACUGGACUAGCUAGUCCGGAUGAGAUAUAACCUGCCAUAUCUAGCUGAAGAACCGUUUCAUUGCCAUGUGUUGAAUUCGCAACUUGCGUUUGAUGUCGUUUUCCAAUGUCCUAAUCAUGCGACAGCCCGACGAGGGCAAGUGUCACAUUUGUAAGCGGGUCUUCUGUUGCGGCCAAUGCCGGCAGAAGCAUCAGUUCAAAACCCACGCCAUUGCUGUGCGCGAGCCAUUGGGAUCGAGAGUGGCGGGCGGCGUCGGCGGCAUAACCGAGCAUCGCCAUCAAAUGGAGUCCGGCGCGACCACCAUCUAUGUGUUCUGUCCGAUCUGCGAGCGGCGCCCGCUGCUGCUGCGCGAGGAGAUGCACGGCGAACUGCUGGCCCACAUCGAGACGUGCCACCUGCCGCUGAGAUGCCGCAAGUGCCAGCGCAACUACACGCGCAUCGAUGACCUGCGCGAGUUUAGUAAGUGCGUGGACCAGGAGCAGCGCUGCACGGCGGACGGCUGCGUUGAUGUCACCGGCGCCACGGAGAUAUCGAAGGCGACGCUAAAGAGAGCGGCCAAUAGCACAGCCAUCUCCACGCAAACAUCGCCGACCGUGACGCCCAUUUCGCUGAUCAACAUGCGCUGGAAGGCCAAGAGCCGCAUCACCCACGAGGAGUUCAUCAGCGACAGCGUCUCCUCCAUACGCAACCUCUCGUCGUUCAGCAACAGCUCCAUUCGUCGCUCCAUCGGCCACCUGGGCGUGAAUGCGUCCGAGACGGUGGAGAAGGGUAAGGUAAUACGAUCAACGUCCACGCCGCUGCAUGUGGAGUCCGUUUUCGCCAAGCCCAAGGAGCCGAUUACCUUCAAUGCCUCCACUGGCGGCCAUGUCUCCAGUAUCUAUCACGAGGAGCCCAGUCCGGCGCCCGAGACCAAUCCCGGCCAGCAGCACCACCACCACCAGCAGCCGCAGCAGCCGUUGCAGCAGCGCGCCUGGAAGAUGGGAGCCCGCAACAAGAUGAGCGCCGCAACGCCGCUGCGCCAGGUCAUGUCGAAGAGCAUACAGAAGGCCUUCGUGGAGCACGGCGGCAUGAUGGUCCACCAGCCGCCAUCGGCAGUAGUCCAGCGCCGCGUGCGCCUCGAUCUCAGCGAGCACAGUGAGCACAGUUCCCACGAGGCAGUGGGUUCGUCCGCUCUGGACUUGCGACUCUCGCCAGCUAUGCGGCGCACUCAGAGCGAGUCCAGCGCCUCGGAGAUCAGCGGCAAUGGCAGUGGCGGCUCCAGCUACAGCUCCGCGCGGAAUUCCGAUCAGUGCAAGCGGCAGUUCCUGCUGUCCGCCCAGAAACUGACCACCGAGUCGAUCAUCAUCACGCGAACGAACUCCAGCUCGCAGGAGAGCUCCUCCACGGUGUACAACUCCUGCGAAAGCGUAGAGAUCAUACGGUCCACCUCGCAAUCGGCGGAAGUGUGCCACGUGCCGACCAUAACGCCUAUCCGUGUCACCGGUGCCGGGAUCAAUAAGAAGCAGAUCAAAUUUGAGACGCCGCCCAAGAGCAGCCAGCAGAUGCAACGCAAUGGCGAUGGCGACGAUACCAAGGAUCAGUUCUUCACGCCCGAGCCAGGAACGCCGGAGCAUCCAGAGCGGCGUCAUCGCCAGGCGAUUGUGCCGCGCCAGCUGAGCGGCGAGUUUUCGCCCAAGGAGAAGGAUAAGUGCAAGGAGAAGGGGCCGGCGGUGCAGGCCCUCAUCUCGCCGCCAUUGCAGCGUCCCAGGGUGCGUCCUCCGUUGCGGGAAUGUCGUCAGCAGCGAGUCUUUAGCGGCGUGCAAGAUGUGGGCGAGCCGGAGGACGAGGAGGAGGACGAGGUGUUCAGGCCCACAAACGCCUCCACGUGCAACGACAAGAAGCUGGAGGCGCCCAACUCCGGUCGCCUGUGGUCGCUGAUGACCUCAAUGAUGCGACUGCCGGCCAGUUUGCGCGGCGAACGGGAAAAGGACCAGGAUAAGGAGAUGGACAGGGGCAGGGAAGCGGAUAAGGAGAACGCCGGCUCGGGCUCACUCAUCCGUCGCUGCGCCUCCAUCGCCGGCUCCCUGGUGCGGCCCAGUGCCAAGGACUCCGCCAUGGCGGACCACAGCAGCCUGAAGAGGAAGCGCACCCAGACGCUGGACAAUCAGUACUGCAGCCAGAUGUCGCCGUCCAGCUCCUCAAAGCGCUACCGCAUCCGGCCCAGGGACCCCAUCGAGCGCAUGCGUCGCCAGUAGGAUAUAAGCCAUAUACCAGUGAAUCGAAUUUGUGUUUUAAUUUGUGCAUUUUUUGUUCCAUUAAAUAAAUAAAUGUUUUGUCUAGCAAGAA